ACCAGAAACCGGGGGGAGAAGGCGGCUGAGCCCCAGCUCUCCGAGCACCGGGGCGGAAGCCGCGGCCCGAGCCGCGCAGGAAGCCGGGACCGGAACCUCGGCGGACCCGGCCCCACCCAACUCACCUGCGCAGGUCACCAGCACCCUCGGAACCCAGAGGCCCGCGCUCUGAAGGUGACCCCCCUGGGGAGGAAGGCGAUGGCCCCUGCGAGGACGAUGGCCGGCGCCUGCCUCGCCCCGGCCCGCAUCCCUGCCGUCGCCUUGUGGCUUCUGUGCGCGCUCGGCCUCCAGGGCACCCAGGCCGGGCCACCGCCCGCGCCCCCUGGGCUGCCCGCGGGAGCCGACUGCCUGAACCGCUUUACCGCUGGGGUGCCUGCCUUCGUGCUGGACACCAACGCCUCGGUCAGCAACGGAGCCACCUUCCUGGAGUCCCCCACCGUGCGCCGGGGCUGGGACUGCGUGCGCGCCUGCUGCACCACCCAGAACUGCAACUUGGCGCUAGUGGAGCUGCAGCCCGACCGCGGGGAGGACGCCAUCGCCGCCUGCUUCCUCAUCAACUGCCUCUACGAGCAGAACUUCGUGUGCAAGUUCGCGCCCAGGGAGGGCUUCAUCAACUACCUCACCAGGGAAGUGUACCGCUCCUACCGCCAGCUGCGAACCCAGGGCUUUGGAGGGUCUGGGAUCCCCAAGGCCUGGGCAGGCAUAGACUUGAAGGUACAACCCCAGGAACCCCUGGUGCUGAAGGAUGUGGAAAACACAGAUUGGCGCCUACUGCGGGGUGACACGGAUGUCAGGGUAGAGAGGAAAGACCCAAACCAGGUGGAACUGUGGGGACUCAAGGAAGGCACCUACCUGUUCCAGCUGACAGUGACUAGCUCAGACCACCCAGAGGACACGGCCAACGUCACAGUCACUGUGCUGUCCACCAAGCAGACAGAAGACUACUGCCUCGCAUCCAACAAGGUGGGCCGCUGCCGGGGCUCUUUCCCACGCUGGUACUAUGAUCCCACGGAGCAGAUCUGCAAGAGUUUCGUUUAUGGAGGCUGCUUGGGCAACAAGAACAACUACCUUCGGGAAGAAGAGUGCAUUCUAGCCUGUCGGGGUGUGCAAGGUGGGCCUUUGAGAGGCAGCUCUGGGGCUCAGGCGACUUUCCCCCAGGGCCCCUCCAUGGAAAGGCGCCAUCCAGUGUGCUCUGGCACCUGUCAGCCCACCCAGUUCCGCUGCAGCAAUGGCUGCUGCAUCGACAGUUUCCUGGAGUGUGACGACACCCCCAACUGCCCCGACGCCUCCGACGAGUCUGCCUGUGAAAAAUACACGAGUGGCUUUGACGAGCUCCAGCGCAUCCAUUUCCCCAGUGACAAAGGGCACUGCGUGGACCUGCCAGACACAGGACUCUGCAAGGAGAGCAUCCCGCGCUGGUACUACAACCCCUUCAGUGAACACUGCGCCCGCUUUACCUAUGGUGGUUGUUAUGGCAACAAGAACAACUUUGAGGAAGAGCAGCAGUGCCUCGAGUCUUGUCGCGGCAUCUCCAAGAAGGAUGUGUUUGGCCUGAGGCGGGAAAGCCCCAUUUCCAGCACAGGCUCUGUGGAGAUGGCUAUCGCAGUGUUCCUGGUCAUCUGCAUUGUGGUGGUGGUAGCCAUCCUGAGUUACUGCUUCUUCAAGGACCAGAGAAAGGGCUUCAGCAGACACCGCCACCGCCACCACCCACCACCCACCCCUGCCAGCUCCACUGUCUCCACUACUGAGGACACGGAGCACCUGGUCUAUAACCACACCACCCGGCCCCUCUGAGCCUGGGUCUCGCCGGCUCUCACCUGGCCCUGCUUCCUGCUUGCCAAGGCAGAGGCCUGGGCUGGGAAAAACUUUGGAACCAGACACUUGCCUGUUUCCCAGGCCCACUGUGUCUCAGAUACCAGGGCUCCAGCCCCUCUUUGAGAAGUCUCAGCUAAGCUCAGAUCCUGAGAAAGCUCAAAGGUUUGGAAGGAGCAGAAAACCCUUGGGCCAGAAGUACCAGACUAGAUGGACCUGCCUGCAUAGGAGUUUGGAGGAAGUUGGAGUUUUGUUUCCUCUGUUCAAAGCUGCCUGUCCCUACCCCAUAGUGCUAGGAAGAGGCGUGGGGUGGUGUCAGACCCUGGAGGCCCCAACCCUGUCCUCCAGAGCUCCUCUUCCAUGCUGUGCACCCAGGGCUGGGAGGAAGGACUUCCCUGUGUAGUUUGUGCUGUAAAGAGUUGCUUUUUGUUUAUUUAAUGCUGUGGCAUGGGUGACGAGGAGGGGAAGAGGCCUGUUUGGCCUCUCUAUCCUCUCUUCCUCUUCCCCCAAGAUUGAGCUCCCUGCCCUUGACCAGCCCCACCCUGGCCUAGACCAGCAGACAGAGCCAGGAGAGGCUCAGCUGCAUCCCGCAGCCCCCACCCCCAAGGUUCUCCAAUAUCACAGUCCAGCCCGCCCACUGGGUAAUAAAAGUGGUUUGUGG
This is a messenger RNA of Nomascus leucogenys (northern white-cheeked gibbon), 2473 nucleotides long. It is a transcript of the gene SPINT1, whose product is annotated as serine peptidase inhibitor, Kunitz type 1. Gene Ontology annotation, molecular function: protein binding; serine-type endopeptidase inhibitor activity. NCBI's taxonomy places the organism in Eukaryota, Metazoa, Chordata, Mammalia, Primates, Hylobatidae. The record is from RefSeq and is a predicted model, not a curated record.